AUGGCGAAUACGGGCUUAUUGCCAUUUGUACGUGGUGUAGAUUUCACUAGCAAUGAUUUUAGCGAAGGUAAAUUUCCCGAAGCUAUUAGGCACAUGACAGGGCUACAAUGGCUGAGGCUCGAUAAAACAAACCUAGCUGACGUACCAGAAGAAUUGGGAAAACUCAUGAAAUUGGAGAACUUGUCAUUAAAGAAAAACGAUUUAGAAAAAUUAUUUGGUGAAUUGACAGAGUUAAAAUGUUUACGCUCAUUAAACGUUAGGCACAACAAAGUGAAGAGCUCGGGUAUACCGGCAGAAUUAUUUCUCUUAGAAGAAUUGACAACACUAGAUUUAUCACACAAUAGGUUAAAGGAAGUGCCCGAUGGACUAGAUAAGGCAAAAUCACUAUUAGUUUUAAACCUGAGUCAUAACAAAAUUGAAAGCAUACCGCCUACCCUGUUUGUGCAGUUAACAGACCUAUUGUUCUUAGACUUAUCAAACAAUCUCUUGGAGACUUUGCCCCCUCAGACUAGAAGAUUGGUGAAUCUUCAGACACUUAUACUCAAUGACAACCCCUUAGGAUUAUUUCAGUUGAGACAGUUACCAUCACUACAAAGCCUCGAGACGCUGCAUAUGCGAAACACUCAAAGAACUGUAGCCAACCUUCCAACCUCACUGGACACACUCUGCAAUCUGUCAGAUGUAGAUUUAUCCAAGAAUGCCCUCACCAAAGUUCCGGAUGCUCUUUAUUCAUUGCAGAACUUGAAGCGACUGAAUCUUAGUGACAAUGAGAUAAAUGAAAUAUCAUCAGCAAUGGACAUGUGGCAGAAAUUGGAGAGCCUAAAUCUAUCUCGUAAUAAGUUGACAGCCCUCCCGGCAUCACUAUGUAAAUUGCAAAACUUGAGACGACUGCACGUUGACGACAAUAAUCUAGACUUUGAAGGAAUUCCAUCGGGCAUUGGGAAACUCGGAGCUUUGGAGGUGUUUUCAGCAGCUAAUAAUUCUCUGGAGAUGAUUCCAGAAGGUCUUUGCAGAUGCGGUUCCCUCAAAAAAUUAAACCUCAGUUGCAAUAAGCUCAUAACUCUACCAGAUGCUAUUCAUCUACUCUCUGACUUAGAAAGUUUGCAAUUGCACGGCAACCCCGACUUGGUGAUGCCACCGAAACCCGUCGAACGACCGAAAGGUUCAGGCCUCCAGUACUAUAAUGUCGACUUCUCGCUGCAAACGCAACUGCAGUUGGCUGGAGCGGCUACCCCUGAGCUGACAGCACCGAAUACUGGUGGGGGUAAAUCUGACCCUAUAGCGCGUAAAUUGCGCCUACGUCGUGGCCGCGCGGAGCCCGAACAAAAGGAUUCAGCCUUAAUACUUCGCGGGAUGCAGGAACAAGCUAACACGCAACACACCAAUGAACUUACGGAACAAGCCAAUAGUGAACUGAAACCAAAACGCUGGGAUGAGAGCUUAGAGAAACCACCGUUGGAUUAUUCGGAAUUCUUCGACGAAGACACUGGACAGACACCUGGUCUACAAGUGUGGGAGAUUGAGAACUUCAUACCAGCACCAGUGGAUGAAGUUGCCCAUGGAAAAUUCUUCGAAGGCGACUGCUACAUCAUCUUGAAGACAGCAAUUGCGGAGCAGGGUCAGUUGUCUUGGGACAUACAUUUUUGGAUCGGUUCUAAGGCCACACUCGACAAAGGCGCCUGCGCAGCUAUGCACGCUGUGAAUCUGCGCAACUUUUUAGGCGCGAAACGCACGCAACGACACGAGCAAGGCGACGAGAGUCCCGAGUUCUUAGCUCUAUUCCCGUUACCACCUGUUUAUAUUUCUGGCAGUCACACGCCGUCGGGCUUCUUCACAGUGGAUGAUCCUCAUUAUGUGACGAGGUUGUACCGAGUACAUGGCGCAGGGAGCAGCAUUCAUCUGGAGCCAGUAGCGGUACAAGCGGACUCUCUAGACCCGCGAUAUGUGUUCGUACUAGACACUGGCUUGGUGAUUUACUUGUGGAUUGGUAAAAAAGCUAAGAACACACUGAAAUCGAAAGGUCGCCUCUUCGCAGAGAAGAUCAAUAAAGAAGAGAGGAAGAAUAAAGCAGAACUUAUCACGGAACCACCCGGGAGGGAGCCGAAGGGAUUUUGGGAAGCUUUGGGCUAUGAUGGUGAUUUAGCCUAUGUACCAGAGGAGCACGUGCCAGAAGACUUCACCUGGGCGGCACCUCGGCUCUACCGCGUAGAGCUGGGUAUGGGCUACCUGGAGCUGCCUCAGACCGAACAAGCUGUCACCCGUUCCGUUCUGAACACUAGGAACGUGUAUAUAUUGGACGCGCAUCUAGAUGUCUUUGUGUGGUUUGGCAAGAAAUCGUCUCGGCUGGUCCGCGCGGCCGCCGUCAAAUUGGCCCAAGAGUUGUUCAAUAUGGUGAAGAGGCCGCCACACGCACUCGUCACCAGACUACAGGAGGGUACAGAAACUCAGGUCUUCAAAACAUACUUCCUUGGGUGGGAGGAAGUGAUAGCAGUGGACUUCACUCGUACAGCCGAAUCGGUGGCGCGUACCGGAGCCGACUUGACUACGUGGGCCAGGAACCAAGAGACCAAAACGGACCUAUCAGCAUUAUUCACGCCCCGACAGCCAGCCAUGUCAGCGAACGAAGCGAAGACGUUAGCCGAUGAAUGGAACGAAGAUCUCGAAGCGAUGGAGGCGUUCGUCCUUGAGGGUAGGCAUUUUGUGCGACUACCCGACCAAGAACUGGGGGUGUUCCACAGCCACGAUUGCUACGUGUUCCUCUGCAGAUACAUUAUGCCGGCGGAAGAGGAUGAUAACGAAGAUAUAGAUGACGAUGAGGCUGAUGCUGAGGCGGCGACUUGGGUGGUCUACUUCUGGCAAGGCAGAAAGGCACCAAACAUGGGCUGGUUAACAUUUACCUUUGGUCUGGAAAGGAAAUUCAAGCAGCUCUGCAAACGGCUGGAUGUGGUCAGGACUCAUCAGCAGCAAGAGAGUCUGAAAUUCAUGUCGCACUUCAAAAGGCGCUUCAUCAUCAGGGAUGGCAAGAGGAAUGUCAAACCGGAGGGCCGUCAACCCGUGGAGUUAUUUGAGCUGCGAAGUAAUGGCUCCGCAUUAUGCACUCGUCUUGUUCAAGUGAAAGCGGACGCCACACAACUCAACUCUGCUUUCUGUUACAUCUUAAAUGUUCCGCUAGAGGGCGCUAACGAUACUUCUUCUGCCAUCGUAUACGCGUGGAUAGGAAGCAAGAGCGACGCGGAUUCGGCCAGACUCAUCGAACAGAUAGCUGAGGAGAAGUUUAACAAUCCUUGGGUCAGCUUGCAGGUACUAACGGAAGGCAGCGAGCCCGACAAUUUCUUCUGGGUGGCACUUGGCGGUCGAAAGCCCUACGAUGAGAACGCAGAUUUCCUUAGCUACACACGAUUGUUCCGUUGCUCCAAUGAAAAGGGAUACUUCACUGUUUCAGAAAAGUGCACCGAUUUUUGUCAGGACGACCUCGCUGAUGAUGAUAUAAUGAUUCUUGACAACGGAGAGCAAGUGUUCCUUUGGCUUGGUGCCAAAUGCUCCGAGGUGGAGAUCAAGUUGGCUUACAAAAGCGCACAGGUAUACAUUCAGCAUAUGAAAUCCAUACAACCCGAACACCCACGGAAACUGUUCCUCACCCUGAAAGAUAAAGAGUCUAGAAGAUUCACCAAGUGUUUCCAUGGCUGGGGGGAACAUAAAAGGCCUCCUGAGUAA
Molecule: messenger RNA, 3714 nt
Organism: Leptosia nina
Lineage: Eukaryota; Metazoa; Arthropoda; Insecta; Lepidoptera; Pieridae
Source: the annotation of a GenBank genome assembly